AUGAAUGAGAGGGGGGCAUACACGGUCCGGCCAAUGCUACCUGAUAUGGACUGCAACCGUGAAUUUGAGGAAGAAGAGGAUAUAGAAGAGGAUUUUGAAGAGGCAGAUGCAAGGGUAGAUGAAGCUGGUGAACAAAAUGAAUAUAGGGUUCACCAUGAAGAAUUUGUGAUGCCUCCUCAGAACACACAUGUCGGUCACAGGAGGGUACGCGACGUGCAGCCAUUAGCGUACAUGGUUGAUGUUGAAUCCGGUCAUAUCAGAACUGAAGUUGAAAGUUCACUCGAGGGCACCCGAUGGCAUGGUGUAUCAGAAUUUGGGAAAGGUAUGAUUUUCAACACAAAGGAUGACCUCAUUCACUCCGUGCGCGUCCACCAUGCGCAAACACACCACAACUUCAAGGUGGUGCAAUCGACCCCAACAACGUGGAUGGUUAGGGGCAAUGAAGACGAGACCUGUGUUUGGUGGUUGCGUGCAAGUCAACGUAAAAAGCAUGGGCUAUUUGAAAUUACACAACACAAAGGGCCACAUACAUGCAUAAAUGAGACUCUCUCGCAGGACCACCCACAACUGAAGUCUAGCUUAGUUGCAAAUGAAGUCGUAGAAAUUAUCAAAAGUGAUGUCGGUGCUUCUAUUGCAGCUUUGCAAGCACACUUGAGGUCAAAAUACCAGUACCAUGUAUCGUACAGAAAGGUAUGGCUCGAGAAGCAAAUGGCAGUUUCAAGGGUGUUUGGAGAUUGGGAUAUUUCAUAUCAACUGCUUCCAAAAUGGAUGCAUGCUAUGUGUGAAACAAAUCCCGGUACAAAGGUGAAGUGGGCGUGGACAGAAAUCCUUGAUGCUAACAACGUUGCUAUUUUGACAUGUGUGUUUUGGUCAUUUGCAACAUCAAUAGAGGGAUUUCGUCAUUGUCCUCCAGUUCUCUGUGUGGACGGAACACACUUGUACAGAAAAUAUAAAGGUAAAUUAUUAAUUGCAAUGGCCCCUGAUGCAAAUCAACAAAUAUUUCCAGUAGCGUUUGCCAUCGUUGAGGAGGAGAGUUUGCGCAUAUGGUCCUGGUUCCUUAAGUGCAUUCAGGAUGAAGUGAUUGAUCGCAAUAAUUUGUGUCUUAUAUCAGAUAGACAUGUCGGUAUUCUUGCUGCCGUUCGUCAGAACGAUGACUGGCAACCGCCGCGUGCGCACCAUCGGUUUUGCUUACGUCACAUUGUUAGAAACUUCAACCAGAGGGUGCACAAUACGAUGCUCAAGCGGAUGGUUGAAAUAGCUAGUAGGGAGCACCAAGUUAGGAAAUUCAAUAGUAUGAUGGAAAGAAUCCUAACAGAGGGUGGGCCAAUUGCAAAGUCCUUUUUUGAAGAGAUACCUCCUCACAUGUGGACGCAAUGUCACGAUGGUGGUCGAAGGUAUGGAAACAUGACCACAAAUCUUGUUGAAUGUUUUAAUGCCGUCUUGAAAGGAACUCGUAGUCUACCAAUAACGGCCAUUGUCCAGAUGAUAUUUUAUCGCGUUGCACAGUACUUUAGUACCCGCCGAGAGGCAUCUCGCCAAGCAAUGGAGUCGGGGAAUGGUUACACACCACAUAUGUAG
Malania oleifera is the source of this 1578-nucleotide messenger RNA. RefSeq lists its product as uncharacterized. NCBI's taxonomy places the organism in Eukaryota, Viridiplantae, Streptophyta, Magnoliopsida, Santalales, Ximeniaceae. Bases 1 to 1578 code for a protein of 525 amino acids. The record is from RefSeq and is a predicted model, not a curated record. The transcript has a single exon.